CGCGAGACUCCUCCUCCCUGUGUGUUGUGUGUUUCCCUGACGUGGUGGUGACUUCGGGCCGCAGCUGGAGGGAAACACACGCGUUAAGCUCUUCUUCUCCUCGUAGACAAACAGCAGAUACCUCGAGGGGCGAUGACGUCGAAGUUGCGGGUUCAGACCAACGGCUCGCGGAUGGAGGCGGCAGAAGCUGGCGGCCUGCAGCAGUGUCGGCUGGCCCAGGAUCAGCUGGAGGACGCCAUCAGCGGCGUGAUGAAGGCCGAGCAGCAGCUGAGAGAGAACACCAGAGAGGUGCGUGCUGAGCUCCAGAGCAGUGUGAGUCGUCAGCAGGAGGCUCUCCGCUGUCGAGAGGUUUGGCUGCUCGGACAAAUUGAGCUGCUGGAGCAAGUGAAGACUGACACUCUGCAGCAGCAGCUGCACCGGCUGCACUGGCUUCGAGGACAGUUUGAUGUGAUCGUGCAUCAGCUGCACAACAACAACAACAACCAGCUGACGAGCUGCCUGGAGAAGUUGUCCUCUCUGAGUCUGACACCUGAGGAAACACCUGAGAUGAGCUUCCACGCUGACAGCCGCUCUCUGAGACAGGCCAUCACCUCGUUUGGCCGCAUCACGGCUCAGCUGGUGGAGGGUGUGUCCUCUCAGAGCCCUGUGUCCUCUCAGAGCCCUGUGUCCUCUCAGAGCCCUGUGUCCUCUCAGAGCUGUCCAAUAGCUGCCAAGAAACAGAAGAUGGAGUCUGGAUCUCUGAGCGACUGGCUGAUGGGAACGCCUCCAUCGAGCAGCGCUCCUAUUGGUUACCAGGCCAGCAAGAACCCUCAGGAUUGGCUGAUGGCUCACAAUGACAGCAAGACUUCCUGUCCCGUCCUGGCCUCUGUGAACUUCCUGCAGGCCUGGGGUCAUAUCCGUGACCUCGAGGCAUGGCUUCUCCAGGACCAGGACCAGACCCCCGUCGGCAGGGAGCGAACCGACAGCAGCUGCAGCUCCUCCUUCUCCAUUGAGAAGAUCGACGAAUCAGAGUUCACCAUCGCUUCUAAGGAGGAGGAGGAGGAGGAGGAGGAGGAGGAGGAGCUGAGCGACUGGCUCAUCACCCCGCCCACCGCUGCCAUGGAGGCCGUGUCGGACGCAGAGCGGUGGAGGCAGGUUCUGAAGCCGUUCCAGGACAGCUGGUCUUCAGGUGCCUGGCUGAUGGGUUCGAGCCGCCCCCCUGCCGACUGCUCCUCCUGCUGCCAGACCACCAAGGCCCUGGAGAUUGAGAACCUGGGCCAGCUCAAGUGCCUCAAGACCCCGCUGACCUCGCCGGUGACCCCGACAGUGGCCCUGGAGGCGUGGCUUCAGCAGGCGGUGCCGGUGCAGCAGACCUGCAGGGCCAACGAGGUCUGCGCCUCUUUCUCCUCCUGCGUCUGUGAGGAGAACUGCGGGAGAGAAGCUCUGAGCCUCUGGCUGCUCAAACAGGACGGGAGAGACAAGAACGGGGUCUCUCUGGCCCCGCCCACUGCCAAUGUAGCCACACCCCCUGUCAAGGACACCCCACCCACCUUGCACCGCAUAGAGCAGGAACAGAAGGUUCAGGCCAUCCUGGAGGCCUGGCUCCACCCCCCCAACACCUGCGUGGCUCCUGAAGAGGAGAAGGCCAGAUCCCAGAUCUUGUCUCUGUUCCAAAGCCCUCUGGAUCCAGAUCUUUGGGUGCUCCCAGGACAGACUCUGGGGUCAGGAUGUCAGACCCACCCAGCUGAGGAGGAGGACAAAUGGUUGCUGAAGAAGAAGAGCCAGGCUCGGGAGCGCCUGGCGCUGCCCUCCGUCUGUGACCUGUUCUCCUGCAUGAAGGUGGGCGGAGACAAAGAGAAGUGGCUGCACAAAGCUGCUGAACAGAUGUGACGAUGAUGAUGACGAUGAUGAUGAUGAUGAUGCUUCUUCUUUCCUCUUGGAGUCACUUUAACGCUGCACAACCUCCCCACACCGAGCUCUCCUCCAAUCAGGAUCAAGAGCUCACUGAUCAAUACCUUUCAUAGUUUCAGAAUGAUUCAGUGAGACUCGAGAGCCUUGAAGCUUUCAGCCCCAGUUCACUGACUUCAUCAGAACAUGUUUUAUUUCAGCUUCUCACUCUUUUUUUCUUACUUUUAUGUUUCAAUGAACUGAAUCUGAGUUUCUGAUUGUUUUCAUAAUCUAUUGAUCUUUGUUCAGUUUAGGAAUUGAAGCUGGAAUCGUAUUAAUCGAUCGAUCUACUGUUUUGAUUUGCAUCUUUCACAUUUAUCUCUUGCUGUGUAACCUUAUGUCUCUCUGAUUAUUGAUUUGGGAUUUUAGUUUGACUAAAUUAAGAGUUCUUCAUUUUAAAGAGGUGAUCCAUAAUGCUCAUAAUCAUUUCCCACAAUGCUUUUGAUGAGAGGAUCCUGACAGGAUAGGGGGCGGAGUUAACCUUCGUCAGAAAAGUAGCCUUUAUUUUAACAAACCUGUUUUUAUGAUUUGCUUGAUUUCUUUCUUUAACGGGUUGAAUGUUCCUUUUCUUCUUCUCUUGUUACCUGUGAAACUGCUGAACUCCAGAGAUCUACUUCCUGUUCAGACUGCGGUCUGCACAUGCUCAGUAGUGUUUUCUCUUUCCGACUAACUUCAUGGAUUAAAUAUUAAUAACUCAAUCAGUUUGACACCGAGUCGUAUCUAUCAAUACGUUUAUUAGUAGCUGUAUCAAUAGAUUUAUUAAUGGAUGCAUUCUGCUUUUUAUCAAUUCAUUUUGGCCAAGUUUUAUUAUUAUUUUUUUUUAAACUGAACUUUCCUAUCUGUAUUUUAUACCCUGAGUUGAGUCUUUUAGGCAGUUCUGGACCAGCUCUUAUUUUUAAGGGUUAGAUUGGUGUAGUUUGUCAUGUCAUCACACCACCUCUAAGACUCAGUUCAGGGCAUAAAGCAGGCUCUUUUGAUCUACAGAAUCAAGUUACUUUGUUACCCAGAAUGCCUCUGGGGUACGCAUGCUGCAGUCUGUCAGGUCACAUGACUGCAGUCAGCAGCGAUUGGUGCUUUUUAUUGAAGCUCUAACAAUUUGGGGGCGGGUCUAAUAUAUAGAUAUAGCUGUGAUGUUAUCAAUACUCUCUGUGAUUCUUUACCAUAAUAAAACAUUCUGACAUCA
Messenger RNA from Cyclopterus lumpus (lumpfish), 3109 nucleotides. RefSeq names its product nuclear receptor coactivator 4 (gene ncoa4). NCBI's taxonomy places the organism in Eukaryota, Metazoa, Chordata, Actinopteri, Perciformes, Cyclopteridae. The transcript has 11 exons. Gene Ontology annotation, molecular function: transcription coactivator activity. The coding region runs from base 133 to 1869 and encodes 578 amino acids. The record is from RefSeq and is a predicted model, not a curated record. Gene Ontology annotation, biological process: response to hormone; intracellular iron ion homeostasis.